Molecule: messenger RNA, 775 nt
Organism: Nycticebus coucang (slow loris)
Lineage: Eukaryota; Metazoa; Chordata; Mammalia; Primates; Lorisidae
Product: cystatin-C-like
Exons: 3
Coding region: 88-510 (140 amino acids)
Molecular function (GO): cysteine-type endopeptidase inhibitor activity
Source: RefSeq, a predicted model, not a curated record
GCCUGGGAGGGUGAGGCUCCUGGCCUUUGGAUCUUGUCAGUCUUUUUUUCUGCAGUUCUGGCCUCGCGCUCCGCGUUCAGACUGACCAUGGCUGGUUCCCCGCGAGCCGUGCUGCUCCUGCUGGCCGCGGCCCUGGCCGUGAGCUCCGUGACCAGCGCUAAGGCGCAGCGCUUGAUUGGCGGCUUCAUGGACGCCGACGUCAACGAGGAGGGCGUGCGGCACGCGCUGGACUUUGCCAUGAGCGAAUACAACAAGGCGAGCAACGACAUGUACCACAGCCGUGCGCUGCGCGUGGUGGGCGCCCGCAAGCAGGUUGUGGCUGGGAUGAACUACGACUUGACAGUGGAGAUUGGCCGGACCACGUGUACCAAGUCCCAGCCCAAGUUGGACGACUGUCCCUUCCAUGAGCAGCCACAUCUGAAGAGGAAAAUGCUCUGCUCUUUCCAGAUCUACAGUGUUCCCUGGCUGGGCACAAUGACCAUGACAAAGUCCAGUUGUCAGAAUGCCUAGGGGUCUGGCUGCCAGGCCUGGCUGCACUGAUCGCUUCUUCCCCACAUCCUGUAUCUCCUGCUGGUGUCCUGCCCUGGGAUGGAGCCCUGCCCUGCCCCACCCCUCACCCUCACAGGUCUCCCUGUGCAUCAACUCUGGGAGGCAGGUAGAGGAGGCUUCCCUAGGCUUGUGCUGAGCAGUCAUGUGGCUUUACAUGUGACUCAAAUUUGCCAGACCUUGGUGCACACACUCACCCUCACCUGCUUCAAUAAAAAGUAGCAAUGGC